CUACGACGACUCGAUCGAGGCUGUGUGUGGUGUGUGUGUACGUCCGACGUCCCAAUCUUUAGCACGCAUAACUGGGAUGUGGGGAAUUUCCUUAGUGAAGAUUCCGUCAAAAUAAAUGGGUUUUCACACGGUGUAAAUUACAGGUUUCUACACUACAUUCCCGUCGACCUUCUCCAUAUACUGCGGGGAGAGAUUUUCGUAUGAAUCCACCGAGAGAUCUCUCCUUAGGAGCGAGGGCUGACGACGGAGAAAGUAACACUGAAGUCAAUCUCAGAAGCCCCGCCAACAGUCCAGAUGAUAUGAAGCGUGCAGCAGUACAGAAACGAAUUGAGCAAUAUUUCUACCAGCUAGUAGAUGGCUGCGGCAACUCCAAGUGCUCCAAUGAGCACUGUGCCUCCAGUAGAGGGCAGCGCCUCAGCCACAAUGAGGCCGCUGCGAAGGCUCUGGCACUGUGCAAAGCCCAGGCCCAGCUCUGCUACCAAGCCUCACUGACAACCACCAAGCAGGCCAAGACAACACACUCCAAGAAUGUAGAUGUGAGUGAUGAGGCAUCGACCAGUCAUGCCUCACCACCAGAAGUCAACACGGUCAGCUCUGCGACUGCCACACCUAAGAUCAGCAAAGGUGCAUCAACGAGCAACCUGACACCCCAAACGGGCAGUGAUAUCUCCGUAAUGGAGACACCUAGAAAUGAAGGGGCAUCAACGAGCGACCAGACUCCCAUUGUGGGCAUCCUUCCUCCUGAAGUUAUUGGAGCGCCUGUAAAGAAAACCAGAGCCGAAUCUCAAGUAGGCAAGCAGCCAGACCACCUCUCUGAAAAGAAACUGAUUGAUGUGAUAAACAGCUGCAAGAGUGAGAAUAACUUUUCACCGUUAGUACGCCUGAUCGGAGAGGUGUUCUCAAGUUGGAAGGCACUCAACAAGAGCUUCCUGAAGAGAGCCUUCAAGACGGACACCCCUGACAAGGAAGAGACGGACUUCGAGAGACAGUUAUCUGAGAAGGAACAAGAAAGAAUGAUUGAUGAGAAAGAAAAAGACGAAGAUGAAACUAUGGCUUCUGGGUUCCUGUCUUCAACGAGCGGUAAACUCAUGGUAGAUGUCGAGGCAGUUCAACGAGUCUUCAAGGCUCUGGAGGACCUGGAAGAAGAGCGUGUAACAAAUGCUUUGCUGAAUGCCAUCAUUGCGCUGUCGCAGACCAUCGUAGUAGAUGUACGCUGGAUCCCACAGUUUCAGAGCAACCCGCGCUUUCUAAAUGUCUUUGUGAUCAUCAUGGAGAACUCCUCACUACAAAGUCCCGAAUUCUUAGAGGUGGCAUACCCGAGCUUCUGUAAAGCGAUUGGCCGUCUUCCCCUGUCAGCCCAGGCAACUCUUGCUCGAGUGUGGUCCAAGUUCCCCGCGACUAACCUGAGAAAAAAACUGGAAAGCCUUCAGCAGCUCAUCACAUUCAAAGUGCUGACAGAAAACUUUGGAACAUCAAGCAGCAGAAUGGUCAAUGAGGAUGAGAGUAUAACCAGUGCCACAAAAUGCAUGAAGAUUAUCUUCUAUGCGAGUCUCUUGGGUGGAACGGUGGACCAGUCAAGGUCUUCGAACACCCAGGAAGAGGAAGACAGGGACAUUAUGGAAUUUCUUGGCGCAGUUGGAAACGACAAAGACAAGAAGAUUCCUAAGGAAGACCCCCUCUCAAAAGAGCUCUCCAUCUCGGUCUUAGAUUCGACAACACCCCUUAUACCAUUUGAGGAAUUCUACAAUGAAACUUUAAGUGAGCAAGUUGAAAUGGGGGAGGAUUUUGCGCGAUACAAGAAAGAUGGCCUCGGACAGAGUGGACAGUUUUCCUUUCUUCACUACCCAUUCGUUUUGACAGCGGCCGCAAAGAACAUGGGAUUGUAUUAUGAUAACAGAGUACGGAUGUACAAUGAGCGAAGGCUAACUGUCCUCAACAGCCUGGUGCAGGGAGAGCAGUUUAAUCCUUAUUUAAGACUGAAAGUGAGGAGGAAUCAUGUGAUCGAUGAUGCACUAGUCAGGCUUGAAAUGAUUGCCAUGGAGAACGCUGCAGACCUUAAGAAGCAACUGUAUGUGGAGUUUGAAGGAGAGCAAGGCGUGGAUGAAGGCGGAGUGUCCAAGGAGUUCUUCCAGCUUGUCAUUGAAGACAUCUUUAAUCCAGACAUUGGAAUGUUUACCUUCCACGAGGCUACAGGACUGUACUGGUUUAAUCCCACCUCAUUUGAGGUGGACCGUCAGUUUACACUUAUAGGAAUUGUACUGGGUCUGGCCAUCUACAACAACAUCAUCUUAGAUAUACAGUUCCCUAUGGUAGUGUAUCGCAAACUUAUGGGCAAGAAAGGAGUUCUUUCUGACCUAGCUCAGGUUGAACCAGUCCUUUCCAACAGCUUGAAGUACCUGCUUGAGUGCGAGGAGAAUGUAGAAGACGUCUUCAUGAUGAAUUUUGUGAUCAGUUACAAGGAUGUGUUUGGUAACACUAUAACCCAUACACUGAUGGAGAAUGGUGAGAAUACACCAGUCACCAACGCUAACAGACAGGAUUUUGUGGAUAAGUAUGUUGACUUCACUCUGAAUAAGUCACCAGAGAAACAGUUCAAGGCCUUCAAGCGUGGCUUUGAUAUGGUUACUGAUGAGUCCCCACUCAAGAUCUGGUUUCGUCCCGAGGAAGUGGAGCUCCUUGUCUGCGGAAGUAGACAUUUUGAUUUUGAUGCUCUGGAGGAAGCCACAGAGUACGACGGAGGUUACACAAAAGAGUCCACCAUCAUUAAGUAUUUCUGGGAGAUUGUGCACAAAAUGGAUGACAACCAGAAGAAGAAGCUGCUGAUGUUCACCACUGGAAGUGACCGGGUACCUGUUGGCGGAUUAGCCAAACUCCGCCUUAUCAUAGCCAAAAAUGGAGCAGACUCUGAUAGGUUACCCACGUCCCACACUUGCUUCAACGUAUUGCUACUCCCAGAGUAUAACAGCAAAGAAAAACUUGAAGAGAGACUACUCAAGGCCAUCACUCAUGCCAAAGGGUUUGGCAUGCUGUAAAGCAACCUGCUGUUGAGUUGUACCCCUUAGGGAAAGUCAAGACAUCGAGUCAGGCCUGCCAACUUGAAGAGAGACUACUCAAGGCCAUCACUAAUGCCAAAGGGUUUGGCAUGCUGUAAAGCAACCUGCUGUUGAGUUGUACCCCUUAGGGAAAGUCAAGACAUUGAGUCAGGCCUGCCAACUUGAAGAGAGACUACUCAAGGCCAUCACUAAUGCCAAAGGGUUUUGCAUGCUGAAAGCAACCUGGGGCCAAGUUCAUAAACCUUUUUGAGGUAUGGCGGACAUACAAUGUUUUACGCGCGCGCCCCAAACGGGGGCAACUCAUAGAUAUAGAAUAUA
Molecule: messenger RNA, 3371 nt
Organism: Asterias rubens (European starfish)
Lineage: Eukaryota; Metazoa; Echinodermata; Asteroidea; Forcipulatida; Asteriidae
Product: ubiquitin-protein ligase E3A-like
Exons: 11
Coding region: 201-3032 (943 amino acids)
Biological process (GO): protein polyubiquitination
Molecular function (GO): ubiquitin protein ligase activity
Source: RefSeq, a predicted model, not a curated record